GAUAUGGAACCUCGGAUAAUGGUGAAGACUGAAAGGACAUCAUGAUAAGAAAACUUUGAUUUUGUCGGACGCGUUCUUGGGAGAAGAACCGAUCGCCGAUCUACACCUACAGCGAGGACGACGGAAGAAACAAGGUAAGUUCUGAGCGCCCGAGGUCGAAUCUGCCCGGUGGCAUCCCUGCAUCUUCAUCGGUUCCGUGUCCGUGGAGGUGUGCAGCCGAGGGGAACGUUCGCCGCAAAUCUUUCGAAGACCAGAUCACCGCGCCAUUACUCCUCCCCAGAUGUUUCAAAUUCGCAGACCCAGACGAAGCCUUUAUAUGGUUUUACCGUUGCUGCCUCUAUCUUUCACUUCGCUUUAGCCGUUGGAGCGAUAGCAGUGCAGUGAGGAACAACUUUAAUCUCCGUCCGUUCGAUGUUCGUGCCGAGACUGAAAAGCGUCAAGCUUUUCGACCCGCUCCUCCACGCGCGCCAGGGCUCCGUGCCGAGACCGGUCGUCCGAGGCCUCUUUUUUAGUGCUUUGACUCCUCGCAAGCCAAGGGCUUUAGAGGGUUUAGCUCCUAGGGUGCCCUUUCCCAUCAGAUACAAGUCCAUCAGUGCAUCAUCAGCUUUGAGGCAAGGCAUGACUGAACAUAAUGAUAGUGGGAUCGAGCAGAUUCAACUGCUCGAUGGGUUUCAGGAUUCAUAUGGAGGAGUUACUGUGGAGAUGAAGGAGCAUAUGGAUGCUGAUGUCUUUGCCCCUUUGCUCCGGGCUUCAAUAUCAAGCUGGAAACAACAGGGGAAGAAGGGAGUGUGGAUCAAAUUGCCCAUUGAAUAUUCGCAUCUUGUUGACAUUACAGUGAAGGAAGGAUUUAGGUAUCAUCAUGCUGAAUCGAAUUACUUGAUGCUUGUCUGCUGGCUUCCUGAGACCCUGGAUACUAUUCCUGUGAAUGCUUCACAUAGGGUGGGCGUUGGUGCUUUCGUCUUGAAUGAUAAAAGAGAGGUGCUUGUGGUCCAAGAGCAUAGUGGAAGGUUCCAAGGUACGGGUGUAUGGAAACUCCCCACAGGAGUCGUGAAUGAGGGAGAGGAUAUAUGUCAUGCAGUUGUCAGGGAAGUAAAGGAAGAGACUGGAGUAGACACUAAAUUUGUUGAAGUCCUUUGUUUCAGACAAAGCCACAAAUCAUUCUCCACAAAGUCGGAUUUGUUCUUCCUUUGCAUGCUUCAGCCAGAAUCAUCUGCUAUUGAUAAACAGAAUGUAGAGAUUGAGGCAGCCCAGUGGAUGCCAAUUGAGGAGUAUGCAGCACAACCUUUUGUUGUUGGAAACAAGCAAUUCAAUUUCAUGGCGAAGAUAUGCUUGGCGAAGGCUGAUCAUGGCUACCCUGGUUUUGGUGCUUUGGCCACAACAACUGGGAGUGGCAAAAGGACUUACAUCUACUGCAGUGACCCUGAAAUUGAAUAGCACUUUGCGUGUUCGAUAUAAUUCCUGCCUGGUUUGUAAUGUGGAAUUUCUUCCUUAGACCCAGGCCUACUGGACUGGACCGUGUUGAUCCCACGACUGAUUUUGUGAACACUACGUGAGCCCUAGAUGUAGGUCCCACAAAAUCAAAGGUUAGGAUGGACUCAGUCGAGUGACCUAGGACUAAGGCAAGAAUUUUCCAGUUGUGAUGUCGCAUGACCAUUGAUGGUGGCCAACUGGGGGGGCUUAUGGAGGAGGCGGCCAAAGCUCUUGAAGAUGGGAAGAUCGAUGUCCAUUCUGAUCUAAAUUUGUUAUAGUUUGGUUCAAACACUUCAGAAUUAUCUUCAACUUCAAUUCAUGUCCUCAAGUAAUAAAAUCAAUUUAGACUUAGCAUUAUUUUUAAAUAAAUAGCUGAGGCUUAGCUUAAUCAAAUUGAAUAGAACUAGGCUCGCCUUAGUUUUCUUAACAAGCUUCCAUGGGCUUAUGUCUUGAAGCUUAAUAACAAAGCUAUGUUUGUAUUGGGUUUUUCAUUUCUAUAACACUCGAUGAAUUGCGAGUUUACUUUUAUUGCACUUAGAAUAACUUAUUAUUUCA
This is a messenger RNA of Eucalyptus grandis, 2025 nucleotides long. RefSeq names its product nudix hydrolase 7. The record is from RefSeq and is a predicted model, not a curated record. Gene Ontology annotation, molecular function: NADH pyrophosphatase activity; ADP-ribose diphosphatase activity; NAD binding. The transcript has 9 exons. Bases 412 to 1434 code for a protein of 340 amino acids. Lineage: Eukaryota; Viridiplantae; Streptophyta; Magnoliopsida; Myrtales; Myrtaceae.